UUUAAAAAUGAGUAAGGUAGUUACUACCAGAAAUUAGAUGCAGGAUGAGAUAUGGGCAAAAUGCAAAAAGAAAAACAGUUCUUUAGCAGUCUGUGCAGAGACAUCCCACUUCAUGCUACUUCCUCCCUGCAAGCGCAACAUGACCUAUAUAUUCUAUUACUUCUGACCAUCUGUAAAAACUGAUAUAUACCAUAUGCAGCUGUAUUGGCAGAGCUUCCCAAAACAUUGUUUCAAUAACUCAUUUCCAUGGUUGGAACAGACCUGCCAAAAUAAACUACUGGCUGAGUCGUGCCUUACGGAUCUGUGAUAAGAGAGUCUCUGCGGCUGCUGCAUCCACAGUGAGAGACCAACAUAACUGGAGAGAACUAUCUGUCUUUUCAGGGGAAAAUAGGACGCUGAAACUUAGGCCUCUAAGAGGAAAGCAUCAAGAAUCUUUGGCAAUUGGGCAAACUUGGCAAACAUCUGAAGAUCAAGUUGGGUUGCUCAAAUAUUUUUUAGACCCCUGCUUAUGGAAAGUUCUGUGCAACCAAUGUACAAUGACACUUCACCUGCUGAGUAAAAUGCAAGGAUCACAAAUGAUUACUUUAACAGCAUAAGCAUUAAUGAUGGACUUUUUCAAAUGUGAAGUGUGUAACUAUGUAAAUAUUAUAUUCUGAAGUGUGUUUCAAAAAAAGCUCAAAAAAAGAAAAUAACUCCCUUCAUAUAAGACAGGUUUACUAAUCAUUUUUAAAUCCUUUUUAAAAUAAUGUAUCAAAUCAAAAAUUCAACUGAAAAUACAUCACACGACCAUUGCAUAUUCAAUUCAACCAUAACCAGCCGGGUCCUGCCCGUUUUCUACAGCUUGAUUUUUAUUGUAAGUAUCAUUUUAAAUGGACUAAACUUUUGGAUCUUCUUUUAUGUCCCCAGUAACAGGAGUUUUAUUGUGUACUUGAAAAACAUUGUUGUUGCCGAUCUUCUAAUGACACUGACGCUUCCACUGAAAAUCCUCAGUGAUGUGGAGUUGGGAUCGCCCGUGUUAAACAUGAUAGUCUGUCGCUACACUGCUGUCAUUUUCUACUUAAAUAUGUACAUAGGAAUUUCGUUUUUGGGCAUUCUUGGUUUGGAUAGGUAUCAUAAGGUAGUGAGGCCAAUGCAUACUUCUUCUGUCCAAAAUGUUGCAUACAGUAAGGCUCUGUCGACUGUUGUGUGGAUGUUUUUGGCUUUUAUUACAGUCCCAAAUGCGAUUUUAACUGAUAAACCUUUUAAUGCUGAUACAUAUAUCGACUGCGCUCAGCUUAAAAGUCGCCUUGGAAUACAGUGGCACCAAGCAUCUAAUUAUAUUUGUGUAAGUAUAUUUGUGAUUGUGUUUGUCCUACUGGUCAUAUUUUAUGUUUCCAUUUCCAGGACAAUAUACAAAUCCCAUCAAAGGUUUAAAAACGGUUCAAACAUCAAGACCAAAUCCAGUCGAAAUAUAUACAGCAUUUUGUUUGUUUUCUUUGUGUGUUUUGUUCCCUAUCAUGCUGUCCGCAUUCCAUAUACAUUAAGUCAGGUCAGGUAUGAUUAUAGCUGUUCAUAUAAAAAUACCAUGUAUUCUGUAAAGGAAGUGACAUUGCUGCUAGCAGCUUCCAAUGUCUGCCUUGACCCUAUUAUAUAUUUUUUCAUGUGUCGACCAUUUAGAAACAUGUUAUUUAAGAAACUGCAGUUGAAGUGGCGAGAGAAGGAGCAAGAUAAGACAUGUAGAGUGUCUUCUGCUAUGCCUGGGAUGUCACUGUGACUUCUAAGGCAAAUGUGAUUGUCAUAAACAAGGUGACAAAAUAGAUUGGCAAAUGGAAAAAAAACUGUUGUUCACAAGCUUUUCUGCUAUUUUAUGUAUGUCCCAAUUUGAAUGGUUUUUCAAAAUAAAUCUGUUCCUUUACUCUCUGUUUUUCUAGAACCAAUAACUGUCCAUUUUACAGACAUGCUCAGAUGAUUGCAUUGCAGACAAAGGGACAGGUUCAACUCAGUGAGAAAACGUUAUCUCUUGGUUUAUUAUGUGAAAAAUCAUAAACAAGAUUCAA
Messenger RNA from Xenopus laevis (African clawed frog), 2036 nucleotides. It is a transcript of the gene p2ry14.L, whose product is annotated as purinergic receptor P2Y14 L homeolog. The coding region runs from base 746 to 1753 and encodes 335 amino acids. Lineage: Eukaryota; Metazoa; Chordata; Amphibia; Anura; Pipidae. The transcript has 2 exons. The record is from RefSeq and is a predicted model, not a curated record. Gene Ontology annotation, biological process: signal transduction; G protein-coupled purinergic nucleotide receptor signaling pathway; G protein-coupled receptor signaling pathway. Gene Ontology annotation, molecular function: G protein-coupled purinergic nucleotide receptor activity; G protein-coupled receptor activity. Gene Ontology annotation, cellular component: plasma membrane; membrane.